AUGAAAAAGUUUUUAACAGGGAUGAAAAGAAAAGCGGAGAGAGACAAAGAUAAUGAGAGAAAAGAAAGUCACCCGAAAGCUAAGACGAGGAAAUACGACGAAGCGUAUUUAGCGCUUGGCUUCACUGUCACUACAGUUGGAGAAGAGGAAAGACCGGUGUGUUUGCUGUGUCUAAAAAUGCUCGCAGCGGACAGCAUGAAGCCAAAUAAAUUAGCGCGUCACUUAAAUACAUUACACCCCAAUCACGCCGAUAAGCCGCUAGAGUUUUUUCAGCGAAAACGUGCUGAAUAUUGCCAACAGUCAUCCCGCUUUGUGAAGGCUACUUCAGUAAACCAUCGAGCGCUGUUAGCAUCAUAUAAGGUGGCGUACCAAAUUGCGCAGUGCAAAAAGCCCCACACCAUAGCAGAGGAGCUGAUACUGCCUGCAGCAUUAGACAUGGUCUCUGUCAUGCUGGACGACGCCAGUGCAGCAAAACUAAAAACUAUCCCUCUGUCCAAUGACACUGUCGCCAGACGUAUAGAUGACAUUGCUAACGAUCUUCAAGAACAGCUGGUAGAUAAACUCAAAGACAAACGUUUUGCCUUACAAUUUGAUGAAGCAACUGACAGCAACAAAGACUGUCUGUUUAUUGCUUAUGUACGUUUUGACAUGUCUAACUCCCUGUGUGAGGAUCUACUUUUUUGUAAAUAUGUCAGGGACAGAGCCACAGCUGAGGAGCUAUUCAAAAUUCUGGACUCCUUUCUGACUGAGAAUGGGCUAAAGUGGGAGAACUGCAUUGGUGUUUGCAGUGAUGGUGCACAAACCAUGGCAGGGAAGAGAAAAGGACUUAGGGCACUCAUCAAGACAGCCUCACCUCAUGCUGAGUGGACACACUGUAUUAUACACAGAGAAGCACUUGCAUCCAGGCAACUUUCCCCUGAAUUAAGUGAGGUUAUGACUGACAUCAUAGAUGUAGUCAAUUUUAUAAAGACCAGACCACUAAAAACAAGAGUCUUCUCUGCCAUCUGUGAGGAGAUGGGAGCUGAACAUCAAACUGUGCUCUAUCACAGUGAAGCAAGGUGGUUUUCACGAGGAAAAGUCUUGUCCCGUGUUUUUGAGCUCAGAGAGCAAAUAAGAGUGUUUUUGGAGCAGGAGCACAAGUAUGAAGUGGCAGAAAAAUUUUGUGAUGAGAACUUCCUGGGAAAACUGGCCUACCUGAGUGACAUAUUUGGAAAGCUAAAUGAACUGAAUCUACAGCUUCAAGGGAAAGAUAAACACCUCCCUCAGGUCACAGACAAGAUUAGCUCUUUCACCCGAAAGCUUGCAAUGUGGGGCAGGCAACUUGAUGAAGGAAACACAGAUUCAUUUGAGAACCUGCAUGAAUUUGUAGACACUAAUGACUAUGAUGCUAUCUCAGUGAUUCCACACAUUAAGCAGCAUAUUUCUUCACUGAUUGGAUUCUUUAAAAAGUACUUCCCUGAAAACAGUUCCCAGUAUGACUGGGUGAGAGACCCUUUCAGUGCAGCAGCUCCAACUGGUUUCAGCUCUGCAGAAGAGGAGCAGUUCAUUGACAUGACGUCUGACUCCACACUGAGACUGAGGUUCACAUCACAGACACUCAGUGCAUUCUGGCUGAGUGUAGAGAGGCAGUAUCCACUCUUAGGAGAGAAAGCUAUAAGCAUUCUGCUUCCUUUUGCAACAUCUUACCUUUGUGAGAUUGGCUUCUCUGCUGUUGCUGCACUGAAGACCAAGUACAGGUCCCAGCUAAACAUUGAGCAGGAGCUGAGAGUUGCACUAUCAUGCUUCGAACCUCGCUUCGAAAAGCUGUGCACUGCAAAACGUGCUCAUUGUAGCCAUUAA
Molecule: messenger RNA, 1839 nt
Organism: Cyprinodon tularosa
Lineage: Eukaryota; Metazoa; Chordata; Actinopteri; Cyprinodontiformes; Cyprinodontidae
Product: zinc finger BED domain-containing protein 5-like
Exons: 1
Coding region: 1-1839 (612 amino acids)
Source: RefSeq, a predicted model, not a curated record